This is a messenger RNA of Megalobrama amblycephala (Wuchang bream), 1153 nucleotides long. Its product is annotated as sulfotransferase 2B1-like. Gene Ontology annotation, biological process: sulfation. The transcript has 6 exons. The record is from RefSeq and is a predicted model, not a curated record. NCBI's taxonomy places the organism in Eukaryota, Metazoa, Chordata, Actinopteri, Cypriniformes, Xenocyprididae. Gene Ontology annotation, molecular function: sulfotransferase activity. Gene Ontology annotation, cellular component: cytoplasm. The coding region runs from base 37 to 900 and encodes 287 amino acids.
UGGAGUUUGUGUUUUGUUUGUCUUGAGCUUCAGAGAAUGACGGAGGCAGAACUGUACUCGGUUCAUGAAGGUGUGUAUGUGCCGACGCAUUUACACCCUCCUGAAAGCCUGAAAUACUAUGAGGAGUUCACUUUCCGCCAGGAUGACAUCCUGAUCGUCACUUAUCCCAAAUCUGGCACAACAUGGAUGCAGGAGAUCGUGCCCUUGAUAGUGAGCGAGGGCGAUAUGACGCCUGUGCUGACGGUGCCGAACUGGGACCGAGUGCCGUGGCUGGAGGAACACCGGGCGAUACUGCUCAGUUUGGAGCAGAGGCCGUCUCCUCGCGUCUUCGCUACUCACUUUCAUCACCGAAUGAUGAACGAGUCUUACUUCAAAAUGAAGCCCAGGGUUCUGUAUGUCAUGAGAAACCCGAAAGACGUGUUCACGUCCUCAUAUCACUACUAUGGGAUGGCCUCAUACCUGGUGAACCCAGGCACUCAAGAUGAGUUCAUGGAGAAGUUCCUCGACGGAAACAUCAUGUUUGGUUCCUGGUUUGAUCAUGUCAAAGGUUGGCUUAAUGCUGAAGAAAAAGAAUCCAUACUGUACAUCUUCUAUGAGGAGAUGAUCGCUGAUUUGAAAGGAUCCGUGGAGAAAAUCGCCCAGUUUCUUGGGAAAUCUCUGAAGCCGGACGUGACGGAGAAGAUCGCUGACCACUGCGUUUUCAAGAACAUGAAGCAAAACAAAAUGUCCAACUUUUCUCUGGUUCCAGAGGAAUUCAUGAACCAGAAGAAAUCAGAAUUCCUGAGGAAAGGAAUCGCAGGCGACUGGAAGAAUCUGUUCACCGAAGCCCAAGAGAAGCGAUUUGAUGCUGUAUACAAAGACAAAAUGAAAGAUGUGAAAUUCAAAUUUCCAUGGGACUGAAAAAACAAGCUUUAAUUAACCCUGAUUAACCCUUUGGUGCUCGUCUACUAUAAGACUUUGACAGAUGUGUGUGAUUAUUACAUCCAAACCACCACACACAUUAUUCUAUAUGACUUAUACAUUGGUUUUUGUUUACAUAUACAUUUACAAUAGUUCACAAAAGUGGUUAUGUACUGAGUACCUCUGAUGUCUAUUCUACCUUAUUAAAAUGAAUAUUAACAUUCCUCAUUUGAAUAAAAGUAUACCUCAUAAA